Cryptomeria japonica (Japanese cedar) is the source of this 1960-nucleotide messenger RNA. Its product is annotated as VQ motif-containing protein 4. The transcript has a single exon. The coding region runs from base 612 to 1289 and encodes 225 amino acids. The record is from RefSeq and is a predicted model, not a curated record. Lineage: Eukaryota; Viridiplantae; Streptophyta; Pinopsida; Cupressales; Cupressaceae.
AUAAGUUGCCUCUGCGGUGUCCGAAAUUCGGCAUCUCAUUUAGUCAAGCAAAGAAAUUGAGCCAUUUAACUGUAUUUAAAUGUAUGUAGCGUGUACGUAGUGAAAUGCGAUGAUGUGGUAAUGGAUGACCUCUCUCACACGCUAAUAAGCGUGCAGAAGGGCACGGGGAUAUGGAGUGGAGUGACGGCCAUUUUCCCCUCUUUGCGUCCGAGAAUCCUGAUUGUCCUCUCCGCGUGACUUGUUCCUUUCUUUUGUUGUUGUAUCAUUCUAUUCGAUUCCAUAAUUAUUGCUACUGCUUAAGACUUGGGCUUGGACAUGGCUAUGAAUAGGAUUGGCGGUUACUAGUUCCAUCUUUCACUUAUGGUUGGAUGCCUAUUCUUUAUGCGGGGACUAGAAAGCGUAUUUCUGACUAUAGAUUCUCUGCCCAAGAUCGAGAAUUUUGUGGGCUUUGUGUGGAUUGAUUGCACUUCCUGUGCUUGCUCUGGUUGGAAUUGGACUUGGUGUGGGGGUUGGGUAUUUUUUUUUUCUCAAAAGGGGAGUUGGGUUUAUCUUUCUUUCUCCAAAUAGCGAAAUCCGGAUAUCAAUCAUAAAAUUUUGGGCAAUGCAAUGAGAUGGAGAUGGAGAAGGAGAAAUCCAUUGCGAGCCAGGGUGGGAACUGUUUUGAUCAAUCGCCAAAAACCCAACAGAUUGCAGUUCCAACAACUUUUGUGCAGGCCGAUACAAGUAGCUUUAGGGAGCUUGUUCAGAAACUCACAGGCAUUUCAGAUGAGAGUCAGGAGAAGCUGCCCAUCACCAUGCCCGCACGCUACUACAAUAGGUCAGGAGUAGGAGCUAAGCAGGUUCAAGCAGAAGCAGUUUCCCCAUUAUCUUCAGCAUCAUCUUGUUCAAAAAUUGAAGUGGGUCCUCGGAAAUCUGCCUUCAAGUUGCAGGAGAGAAGACAAAGCAUGAGGAAACUAGAGAUUCAGCUAGGUCUAACUUCUCUGCGUCUUAAUCCUUUAUCCCCCAGAUCAGGUGAGAUUCGAUCCCCCAAUGUUACAGACCUGCAGGCUCUUCAUGCCCCUAGCCCUGUUACUCCCCUCGCAUCUGACCCAUUUCACAAUGUCAAUGGGUAUAGCCCAUCGAGUACGCCCAACGCUGCUACGCCUACUUCUGAUUCAUCUGAAGAAGAGAGAGCCAUAGCUGAGAAAGGAUUCUAUUUGCACCCUUCCCCGCGCCAAACCCCGCGUGGUUCUGACCCUGAGCUGCUUCCUCUCUUUCCCCUUCAUUCCCCAAGAGAACCGAAUUCCUAGAUUAGGAAGGCAGACUCUCUCUUGGGUAUCCCUGAAUUUUUAAUCUUGUCCAAGAUGUCAUACGGCUUACAGGGUUUUCUGAUAAGCUUUUAGGGUUAUCGCAUCGAUUGUGUACAUGCAGGAAAUUUAGACUUUGCAUCAAAGUUAGUAUUUCAGAUUUAAGGGACAGUCAGCGGAAAGAAACCAUGCAUAUGGUUGGAUUAUCUUAUAUGGGUGUCGCCAAGGGAUCAUGAACUAACAUUUUGUUAGGGCUAAAAUGACAUUGCAGUUUUUGCUUCUUGCUGUUGUUGCGAUGUAGUGUUUUGUACAGCAUUUAGCCAUUGAUGGAGUUACGGCUUAUUUGGGUAAUGGCGUUUGCUUCUUGUUUGGUGCUCGAUUGCCAAGGACUUGGUUAAAAUUAUCUAUAACACUAUGGUAAUAUGGGAUAUACCAGGAGAGGCUCUGCAGAUUUGCUUUUAAAAGUUCCAGUUUGAUCUUCUCUAAGUGCAGUCUUCUUUUUCAUGGCUAUCAAAUAAUCUUCUAGUCAAUAUAUGUAUUGUGUUCAUUAACCAUUGUAUCUUUAAAUUGUCGUUUAGCAGAAAUUGUGCUUAUGUCUGCUUAAUUUCCAGGCUCUGUUUCUGACUUUUUUGUGCACAGACAUAUAUACAGCUAUGAUUCCACUAAUUUGCAAA